Parastagonospora nodorum SN15 is the source of this 681-nucleotide messenger RNA. RefSeq lists its product as hypothetical. Gene Ontology annotation, molecular function: transmembrane transporter activity. NCBI's taxonomy places the organism in Eukaryota, Fungi, Ascomycota, Dothideomycetes, Pleosporales, Phaeosphaeriaceae. The transcript has 3 exons. Gene Ontology annotation, biological process: transmembrane transport. The record is from RefSeq and is a predicted model, not a curated record. Bases 1 to 681 code for a protein of 226 amino acids.
AUGGCCGGCGGUCCUUCACCGAACCAUCAAGCAACGAGAAGUGAAAUCAUUGAUCUUGCUGCCAUGGAAGGACACGAUGCGGAUAUACCUACCAACGUUGGGUCGAUACACCAAGCCAAGAGUGAUAUAUCAUCACAGCCACGAACUCCAACAAGCGAUGAAAACAAUGUUUCCGCAUCCUUGGAGAAAGACCUUGAGAAAGGCACCGACGCCGUAUCAACUACGAGUGCAACUCAUCCAGAAGAGCCCCCCAACCCGAACAUUGUCGAUUUUGACGGGCCCGACGACACAGAGAACCCAAUGAACUGGAGGGCAUCAAAGAAAUGGGGCAUGAUAUCACUAGUGUCUGUGAUCACUUUUCUCACGCCACUGGCGAGUUCCAUGUUCGCACCAGGUGUUCCAGAGGUCAUGCGGGAGUUCAACUCUACGAGCGAUAUGUUGGAAGGGUUCAUGCUCUCAGUCUAUGUUUUGGGUUUUGCUUUUGGCCCUCUGAUCGUCGCACCAUUAUCAGAGAUGUACGGCAGGUUACCCAUGUAUCACAGCUGCAACUUGCUUUUUAUCAUCUUCACCAUCGCGGCAGCGGUAUCAACAAGCAUGAGCCAAUUCGUAGUAUUCAGGUUCUUCAUGGGCUGUGUGUACAUCAUCCGCACUGCUUUUGACCUUGCUGAUCGAUACACCUAG